This is a messenger RNA of Alternaria postmessia, 732 nucleotides long. RefSeq lists its product as uncharacterized. The record is from RefSeq and is a predicted model, not a curated record. The transcript has a single exon. The coding region runs from base 1 to 732 and encodes 243 amino acids. NCBI's taxonomy places the organism in Eukaryota, Fungi, Ascomycota, Dothideomycetes, Pleosporales, Pleosporaceae.
AUGUCCAAACUUACAGACUUUAAACUCCUCUCCUUCGACGUAUACGGUACGCUGAUCGACUGGGAGGCUGGCGCUCUCAUCGCUCUCCAACCACAUCUCAAGAAGUCUGGUCAAGAGAACAUGGAUCGCAAGCACAUCAUGCAGGUCAUGCACAAGAUCGAAGCAAGAGUUGAGAGAGAACACGGCCAUCUCAAGUACUCUGAAGUACUUACUAUGGUGCUCCCAGAAAUGUGUGAGCAACUUGGUUUGGAGAAGCCCAGUGAAGAAGAGAGCAAGGAAUUUGGAGCGAGUAUUGGGCACUGGCCCGGAUUCUCCGACAUACCCUCUGCAUUAGAGAGGCUGUCCAAAUAUUUCAAGCUUGUCGUGCUCUCAAACGUCGACCAUGAUUCGUUCAAGCUUGGAAAUGCGAAUGGGCUCAAGGGAUACAAGUUCGACGCGGUCUACACUGCUCAAGACAUUGGUUCCUACAAGCCUGACUUGAGAAACUUUGAGUACAUGUUGGCAAAAGUGAAGGAGCAAUUCGGCAUCGAGAAGCACGAGGUGCUGCAAACCGCGCAAUCUCAAUACCACGACCACCACCCAGCAAAGGAUAUGGGAAUCAAGAGUUCCUGGAUUUAUAGGCCAGGAGCGGUUAUGGGGAACCGUGAUGAUCCAGUGUACAACUGGAAAUUCGAUACAUUGGCGGAUAUGGCGGAUGCUGUGGAGAAGGAGGCGGCAGAGCAGGGAAAGUAG